This is a messenger RNA of Cinara cedri, 3064 nucleotides long. The record is from the annotation of a GenBank genome assembly. NCBI's taxonomy places the organism in Eukaryota, Metazoa, Arthropoda, Insecta, Hemiptera, Aphididae.
AAAAAAUGUGACCGGUGAAUAGUCGAAAUUAAUGAAAAUUACCGAUUUUUACUUUCAAGUAAAAUAAUGUCCAAUAAAAUCGACAAUAUUGUUAUGUCUUUGUAGAUAUUAAUUACUUGCAGUUACGUUGAUGUGAAUCGAAUGAUAGAUAAUACUUAUUACUCUUUUAUAACGCGUUUUCGUCACUCUGUUAAUAAUAAUGGAACUUACCUUAAACAUCGAGAAACUGCAUUUAAAAUCUGAAUAUUUACACACUAAUCCCAGACGUACAUACUAUCACGAGAAUAGCGUAAAUCCGUUAUUUGUUUCGUGGGAUAAUUGUAUUACGGUCUUGUAUUCAUUAGACACUCUGGCGGAUGCUAGUCUUUGGAAUCCUAUUGAAUGUGUUGUAAGUUUUUGUUUGUUUUAAGCGUGUAUCCAACUUGCGCCGGAUGCUAUCUUUUUAGAACUUCAUUCACUUUGCCUGUUACAGUACACAAUAAACAAAACAAGGAGACAUUUUUACAAUCAAUGGUUUUUGUUUUUGUUUUUUUUUCUAGAUUUUGCCAGUAAGUAAUCCAGUACAGUCAAUCUUGACAUUUGAUUCAAACAUUUAUUGCGUGGAUAAAGUCGGAACUAUUUAUAAUCUAAAACAAAUUCAACGGUAACAUAAAGUAUAUUAUCAAUGGGGUUUAAAUGAUAUUAAUUUAUAUUAUACACAAUAGUGAAUCUCCAGAUUUAUUUGAUUGUUCUCCAACCAUUCAAGUCACACAACAAUUACGUUCUUACAACUAUGAUUGGAGACCAGUGUACACACAAAAGUAUCCAUGUGAUGUUUUCGGAGCAACUUGUUAUUCGGAUGGAAUCGCAUUAAUUGCAACAUUGGAUGAAUGGAUUAUUGUACAGUUACUUAAAAUUACUGUAGACGAAAAUAAUGAAAUAAUUGUAUUAAAUACUUGUAAUAAACAAAUCAGACUACAGAAUCAGGUAGCUAAUUAUUCAAUAAAAGUAGAUACGUAAUAUUCAAAUCCAACAUUAGCAAUUUUAUAAAGGUAAAUUUAGUUUCAAUUUUCAGUUACAUCUUUUAUAUCGUGUAUUUGGAGAGAUUGGUUCAGCGCUCGACGAGCGAGAGAGUUUUUUCAGCAAAACGUAGUCAACAGUCGAGACAUUUUUAUAUUAGCAACAGAAGAAUCAAAAAUAUAUUGUAUUACAUCUGAUAUGAACUCCAAAAUGGCUUCGAUAUUCUUAAACUGUCCCCAAAAUAUUGUACACAUUCAAUUUUGCGAUUUUGGUAGGUAAUAGUACUUUGCAUUACAUUUUUUCUAAUACAUUAUAAUAUAUUUUUGUUUGCUUUUUAGAAUCAAAAAAAUUACUAUUGGUAUCAUCCAGUGGGAUUCUUACAGUCCUCUACUGCGCUGAAAAUAUUCCAUCAGCGUUUAUUUACCUGGAAGUUACAAAAGUAGUUUCUGUAUUCAUUAUUGAUCACACAGUGAUUGUAAGCAAUGGUGUUUAUUUAUUUUUAAUAACAUUGGAUGAACAAUUUUCAAAAAUAGUUAAACAAGUCGUUACCCCAUUGAAAGGUACUUUUAAAAUAUGAAUUUGUUGAAAUAAUAUUUAAAGUAGUUAUAAAUUGUUUACAUUUUUAUUUUAUUUUUUAGGAGUACUUGCAUUACACAGAUUUCAGAUCAACAAAUUUAUUGCAAUGACCCAACUGAAUAAAAUGUAUAAAUUAUCUCCGAAAUAUGAAGUAAGCACCCAAAAAGAAAAACUCAAAAUCUCCUUGAAUGAAAAAUUUAUACUUACAAAUAUAAAAGAUCUGUGUAAAAGCAUAGAGUCCCUAGAAGAGCAGCACACCCAAAUUAAUAAUUACAUCAAUGCCGUAUCCAUUGUGGCACGUAAAGAUUUAGUUGCACAAUAUUGUUCAUUGAAUAUUUUGAUUUAUUCAGGUUAUAGUUUUUAUUAACAUUUUAUAAAUCUGUUGUACCGUGUCAUUCAAAUUUACAAAAAAAAUAUAGGUGCUAAAGCAGUAAAAUUAGGAGCUUGUCCAGAUAACUAUAUUUUUGCAAUCAGAAUCACCACUGAUUGUUCGUGGCUAUCAUUUCCUUCCAAAUUAUGGCAGCUUUUGGUUCGUGUCACAGACAAUGAAAAUUCAUCAACAAAUUGUGAAUUACAUGUAUUUGAUGUUGAUGUAUUCAACAAUAACUGUCCAUUAACAAUUAAACAUAGUUUAUUAGAUACAACAGCUGAAAAUUGUUCAUCUGGUACAGUGUACUGUGAAUUGAUUUGUCUAAUGCAAAAUAAUUUGGUUAACCAUUGUUUGGUUAUUCCGUUGAAUCCGGUCAAAUUAAAUGCAUUGUAUUUUGUCAAGGCUGAAAAGCAAGCAAAUAUACCAGCACUGAAUCCACUUGAAGAUCGACAUAAAUAUGUUUUUAAAUUUCCAGAUCAUUAUUCUUUGUCAGAAUGUUUAACCAUUAUUACUAACAGAAAUAAACAUAGAAUGUCAAAAAAAUUGUAUACAAAUAUAAUUGGUUUGUGUUAACAUGGAUUGUAAAAAAAUUAAAUUGUUUAAUAAUUUAUUAUUUUUGUUUCUAGAAAAUAUGCAUAAAACAUUGUAUUUGUUUUUUUUCGGAAAAAUUAUUUCAAUAGUUUUAGAUGACAAAAUUACCAAAACAAUAAUCCUAGAAUGUAUUGAUCAAGAUACUUUGAUUGCCGUUCGUAAUGGUAUUAUCAAUGAACUAUCAAAUGAUCAACCAGCGAUUGUAAAAUAUUCAAUUCUUGCAGACAUACAAGUAAAUAAUAUUAAUUUAAUGAAUAAUUUAUAAUACUUAUUAUGUAAUUUGAACAAUCUUUAGAAGCAAUUGUGUUCACUAGAAGAAUUGUCUAUAAAAGAUAGACACGACAAAAAUAUUGUUAAAGAAAUUAAAACCAAAAUUCAAAAUCAAAUCAGCAUUCAUCUUCCUGUGUAAUUUAAUAAUAAUGUUGGAAUGAGAGUUUAAUAAAUUACUACUUGUUGGUUCAUUAUUAUUGAAUAUAAAUAUGAAAUAUUUUAAAAUUUCUUUUCUGUACAACUGACAUCUUACUUAUC